Messenger RNA from Thrips palmi, 530 nucleotides. RefSeq lists its product as uncharacterized. The transcript has 2 exons. NCBI's taxonomy places the organism in Eukaryota, Metazoa, Arthropoda, Insecta, Thysanoptera, Thripidae. The record is from RefSeq and is a predicted model, not a curated record. The coding region runs from base 108 to 425 and encodes 105 amino acids.
ACGUGAUAACCACGUGAUGAACGUCACCGCAGUCUUCGUGACACGGAGCGGCGACAAACUUGCCCGGUAUAAAGUCGGGGGCGCCAGUGUGGGUAGCACUCGCCAAAAUGAUGUCCCUUCGCUCCGUCACCACCCUCCUGUUGGUCGCCGCCCUGGUUCUCCAGGCCAGCGCCGCGCCGCAGCCCUUCAGCUUGAAGAAGGCCUUCAACAAUGUGAAGAACAAGGUGACCGGCGCGCUGAGCGGGCCCCUCAAGUGCCUGUCGGACGCCGGAGCUGGGGACGCGGCGCUGGGCUACCUGCAGCAGUGCGGACAGACCGGCUUCUACGGCAAGUUCGCCCUCGGCAGCUGCGCCGCCACCGCGUACGCGCCCGCCGACGUCAAGGCCCUACUCAAGUCCAGCGCCAAGUGCUUCAAGAUGGGCUAGGCCAGACUUCUCGUCUCGUCACUCCAUUUAAGAACCUUGGAGGGAGGUCCGAAUUAACAUCAUUUUGCCCGGUUAAUAAAGAAUACGACAGGGGGAAAACACAAA